Molecule: messenger RNA, 945 nt
Organism: Schizosaccharomyces osmophilus
Lineage: Eukaryota; Fungi; Ascomycota; Schizosaccharomycetes; Schizosaccharomycetales; Schizosaccharomycetaceae
Exons: 1
Coding region: 1-945 (314 amino acids)
Source: RefSeq, a predicted model, not a curated record
AUGUUCUUAGGGUCAUACCGGAAUUUUUUGAGGAAAAAUGUCAAGGAAGUAGCUAAGUCGAGAAAGAAUUAUAAUUGCUACUAUUCGUUGAGACCUCAAUGCUUUUCUACAGCUGCUUUUCUGAGGAAUAAGGACACUAAGAAUUCAGAAGUAAUUUUUGGAGGACAAUCUUUAGAUGAUUUAUUUAACAAUGUUAAAAAGUCAAUGAAGGAAAAAAAGGAUAGAAGUAUGGCUUCUACAAACCGAAAGACGUCUGGCAAUGCCCGAAACGAUGGUUUAGAGAAACUAGACUCUCGUCCUAAUAGGCAAAGAAGAAACUCUCUUCAAGGGAAUAGGGUACAGCUUCCAGGCUUUCAAGAUAGAAGGUCACAAAAUCGUUCAGAUUCGGCUGGUAAAACUGGUUUGCAAUCAGGUGAAUAUUCAGCGAGGAAAGACGUAAACAAUUCGGAAUUUCCACCCAAGUUUGAAGGAAUUAGGCCUCAUUUUAAGCCCUUAAAUAGACCAACCCCUGCCACCAAAGAAAAGCUUAAACCCAGCGAACCAUCAGUUGAAGAGGUUACCAAAUUUGAUUUGGCGGAUUCUUCUAAUCCUAAGUCUAUACGUGCGGGAAGUCGAGAUCGACUUUUACAUAAAUAUGAUGCACCUACAACUACCAGUAGUGAUGCUUCAGUAAAGAAUCCAAGAGCAAAGUCGAGAAAGCGUUUGCAAAAACAAGAAGAAACUGGAAUGAGUGUACUUUCAGAGGGGGAAGCAGCUUCAAGUCAGGGAUCGAACCAAAGAAAAAAGUUUUUCCGGACUAACGUAGCUCACCUUUCUAGUUUUCACCCUCAGCUUAUUCUUCCACAGCAAUUGGUAGAGUUUGUAUCUCCUUCCACUUCACUUCCUAAAGGACUGCAACUCAUGAAGAAGCAAUUGCAAGCAUCAGUCUCCUAUCCCCGUAAUUAA